This is a messenger RNA of Ornithodoros turicata, 603 nucleotides long. RefSeq lists its product as uncharacterized. Bases 1 to 603 code for a protein of 200 amino acids. The transcript has a single exon. The record is from RefSeq and is a predicted model, not a curated record. Lineage: Eukaryota; Metazoa; Arthropoda; Arachnida; Ixodida; Argasidae.
AUGCCAAUCCGGUGUCCUGCACACAAGCCCUGUGUCAUGUACGUCAACCGGCACGACAUGAUUUCACUGACACUCCUGGGAAUUUGUGACAAUUGUGACCGUUUUCUGGACAUGUCAACAGGCUUUCCAAGCAAGAUCCAUGAUGGGAGAGUCCUCACAUUGCCCAAUGCACCAAAAUGUCUGCCUUCUUUGUGCGAUGGUGGCAGGAACCACACUCUUGGUGACGCUGCUUAUCCUUGCCGGGAAUACCUUAUAACUCCAUAUAAGGACUAUGGAAACCCGACAGAAGUGCAGUCGACAUUUAACACGAAGCUGAGUGCCACACGAGUGCUCAUUGAGAAGACCUUUGGCAUUCUAAAGCAAACAUUUCGGCAGCUAAAGGAUGUAGAAUUUUUUUCCACGGAGAGGAUGUGUCAGUUGAUCAUGUCAUGCUGCGUUGUACACAAUUUGUACAUCGAUGCUGAGGACCUCAUGGAGGAGAGUCUCCAGGAGAGCCAAGAAGACCUGGAACCUGGAGAUGGCGACAUGGGGGAGGAACAAACUGCAGUGCACACCCUCGGCGAGUUGACGCAUCAGUGGCUUGUCAACAUGGAAGCACAAUAA